This is a messenger RNA of Ficedula albicollis (Collared flycatcher), 2266 nucleotides long. It is a transcript of the gene CLIC4, whose product is annotated as chloride intracellular channel 4. NCBI's taxonomy places the organism in Eukaryota, Metazoa, Chordata, Aves, Passeriformes, Muscicapidae. The transcript has 5 exons. The record is from RefSeq and is a predicted model, not a curated record. The coding region runs from base 16 to 726 and encodes 236 amino acids.
AGCCCUCCCACAUUAAUGCUCUGCUCUGUCCUGCAGGCUGGCAGUGAUGGGGAGAGCAUAGGAAACUGCCCCUUCUCCCAGAGGCUCUUCAUGAUCCUGUGGCUCAAGGGAGUCGUGUUCAGUGUCACAACAGUGGACCUGAAGAGGAAACCAGCAGACCUUCAGAAUCUGGCUCCAGGCACUCACCCACCCUUCAUCACAUACAAUGGGGAAGUGAGAACAGAUGUGAACAAAAUUGAAGAGUUCCUGGAAGAUGUUCUGGCCCCACCCAAGUACCUGAAACUCUCACCAAAGCAUCCAGAGUCCAACACUGCUGGGAUGGAUAUAUUUGCCAAAUUCUCUGCAUUUAUCAAGAACUCUAGACCAGAAGCUAAUGAAGCCUUAGAACGUGGCCUCUUGAAAACCCUGCAGAAGCUGGAUGAGUACCUGAACUCCCCCCUCCCUGAUGAGAUUGAUGAGAACAGCCUGGAGGAUGUCACAGUCUCCACCAGAAAGUUCCUGGAUGGCAACGAGAUGACCUUGGCUGACUGCAACCUGCUGCCCAAACUGCACAUUGUCAAGGUGGUGGCCAAAAAAUACCGCAACUUUGAGAUUCCCAAGGAGAUGACAGGGAUCUGGAGAUACCUGACAAAUGCUUACAGCAGGGAUGAGUUCACCAACACCUGUCCUGGAGACAAGGAGAUUGAAAUAGCUUACAGUGAUGUAGCCAAGAGACUCACCAAGUAACCAGCACUUGCAGAGGAUGCAUCCUGCAUAUCCCAUAACAAUGCUUCUAACAGACUGCUCUCCUCAUAUCCAAUAGCAAUUGUUCUGUGCAUGAACUCCCAGUUACUCCCAGUCACGGUGGAUAGACCAGGUACAGUCAUGACCUAAAGUUUGAGACUUUGAUUACUUUGAUUUUUCCUGACCUCCUCUCACAGCCUCCCAUCGAUGCAGUCGUGUUCCUGUGGCACUGGGGUGACUCUGGAUUCUUCAGUGUCAAGGGUUGUCUUGCCCCUGCUGCUUUUCUCUGUAAACAUUUGGUCCAUGAUUUGUCCAGGAAUUGGUUUAGGAUCCUGUCUCACUGUAUGGUACAAGGAAUAUUUAUGUAUUUUGGAAUUUAUUGCUUUUCCAGAAGAUCUGUGACACAUUGAACUGUACCUGCUUGUCUAUCCUAUUUACAUAGAGAAGGGAACUUAGUAUCCAAAAGAGCCAUUUGCAAAAUAUUUGGCAACGUUUUGUUGGUUUGUUUUUCGUUGGUUGUAUUUUUUUUUCAAAUCUCUCGGAUUUGAAGUCACUGUAGUGGUUGAGAAUGGACUCAAUGUGAACCUUGGAUUUGAAUGACCUCAGCAUCAGGGAAGUUUGAAUCCAGGCUUGAGAGCUGGGGCAGGAAGCUCAAAGCUCAGAGUUGAUGUUUAUUGUGUCUUCAAGAGCUUGAGGAGAUUUAAACACCUGCAUUGUCUGAAUUUUGAGUUGCAGCAAACAAAUAAUUGUCAGGAUUUCCCAUCAGGAAACAGCAGAGUUGGAAGCUGCCCUCUGCUCACCUUAAGAAUUGCAAGUGGCUUUCUUUUUGGUAGUUAAGAGCCUUUGUUUUGUAUAGGUCUUUUUGGUGAUUUUUACUUAAAAAUCUGUUCUGUCAUAGCCCAAAUUUAUGGAACCUGUAGUGUCCUAACUCUGGGUGGGGAAUAGCAGUGCAAUGAUGAGUGAUGCAAAAUGGACUGAGAGCCAUGAAAUGGGAACCUUUUCAUGCCCUUUCUUCCCUGAAGAAAGCUAAAGUGACCUUUAAAAAGAACAUUUGCCUUAAAUGAUAGGAGGGUUUUGGUUUUUUUUCCUGAAAGGAAAUCUGGGAAUUUUGUAGAGAAAUGGUGGAAUCCAGUCCUUCCCAUUGAAUAUUGAUCCCAGUUGUUUCUGUGCACCUGGACUGCAGUUUUGCAUACUCAUAAUCAUUGCACUACUAUACUUAAAUCUUUUUACAGCAACAUUGAGGAAUAGCACUACAAUUUUUUUUAAAGCAAUUUUCAAGUGUUUCUAAACCAGGGAAUAGUUUUCUUGUUUAAAAUUAAUGGUUUUGAUGCAUGAAAUAAACUGCUAGUUUAUUUUUAAAAGACCAUCAUAAACAACUCCAAAGAAUGCUAGACUUAUAUGCCUAUUUUUUUGUAAAGAUACUUUUAUAUUUAACUGAUUUUAGAAGCUGGAAAGUGCUAUUCCUGCUAGGUUGUUCUUGGAAUAUUUAACAUUCUGCAAUAACGUGGAAAUGCUCACAUAAACACUUUUAUACACUAAUUUU